AUGCAGCAACCUUCAACACCCACACCACUUCAUCGAACAGUCCACAAAGUCCCUUCCAGGCGUUCCCUCUUUCUCAGCUCAUCCCCUUCUUCCUACUCGAUCACUCAAAGUUCGUCAAACUCAUACCUCAGGCUGUUCGUAGGUGCACUUGCCGUGGCUGGAAGUAAGACUUGGGUUCUAGAUGAUCCUAGACAUCUUGGAGGAGGAGUAGGUUGGUUGGUCUCCGGAUUAUGGGCGGGUAGGGUUAUAGGAGAAAUUAAGGAAUUGUUCGGCGAUGCGAGGAAGAAAAGUAAGAAUAGUGCAACAAGGACAGCGGACAAUGUACAGCUCAGCGUUGCUCUAGCACUACAAUCUGUAGCUUUCUUCUCUGCACUACAGUAUAUCGGGCCACUAAGACUGAUCAUCGUCGCCUUACUAAGCUCAUCAAUCGGAGCAACGACGCUGUCUGAUAUCAAAAGCCUCAUACCUCUUAUACCUUUAAUACUAUCCUCUGUGUAUAUCACGGUUGAGACAGCGACUGUGAACGUCAUUGCUCUUAUAUCGCUGUUGGUAUUCGCCGGUUCUACAUUCUUACCCGACCAAUAUCUUUCCAACCAACACACAAGUCGAAUGAAGAAUGAGAGUAAAGAUAAGAUCAGAAAUGAUAAGGGAUUAUGGUUAUGCUUGAUAUCCACUACAAUAGCGUCCUUGUCAAUAUUCAUUCUAUAUCAAAUGGGUAUCAUACCUAUUCCAUUACCUAUAUCUAAUGUUCCAGGACAAAGAUUCGCUUCUUUUGUUACUGGUUUAUUAGUUAGAUAUAUCCCAUUCCCAUUCACAUCUACAUCAUCUCCCGGUUCAGUAUUACGAUUGAAAACAGUCAGAGAUAAAAUAUUGUUCUUAUGUACUAUACCAGUACUUCAGUUCUUCGCGCUAAAUCCUACACCUACAACGAUCGAUUUGUUCGCCCUUCUUCCUUUGGCGCUUCUCAGUAUAAAUAUAAUGGGAGAGAGAAAGACUGGAGGCAAAUCUACCGUUUCAUCAUGGUCAUUCCCCAAUAAAUCACUUUCGACAGCAAGAUCAUCAUGGUCUUUCAUGUCCCUCUUACCGGCAAGAUGGAGACCUCAUCUUCAAACUAUACUGAAUACCCCACAAUCCUCGAAAAUCUUCUACUUCCUCUUACUCAACUUGGCGUACAUGUUCGUCCAGAUGAUAUACGGCGUAGCUACCAAUUCUUUGGGUCUACUGUCUGAUGCCAUUCACAUGUUGUUCGAUUGCUUAGGUUUAGCCGUGGGACUGUGGGCUUCAGUAGCUGCGACUUGGAAACCUGAUGCAAAAUACACAUUUGGUUAUAAUAGGGUAGAAACGUUAAGUGGAUUUGCAAAUGGAUGCUUUUUGAUAUUGAUUUCCAUCUUCAUCAUAUUCGAAGGUAUUCAGCGAGUUCUUGAUCCUCCGGAGAUGGAAAUCAAACAGCUGCUGCUUGUAUCCUCAGUUGGCUUAGCUAUCAACUUGUGGGGGAUGUGGGCUACUGGAGGUCAUCAUCAUCACGGACAUGGCCAUGGACAUGGGCACGAUCACGGUAACAGUCACGGUCAUUCCCAUAUCCCUGUAAAUGAGAAGAAGGAGGAUCACAGACACGAUGAUAGUCACAAUCAUCAUCGCUCAGUGUCGCAAGGAACAUCAGCCUCUACAAGACCUGUGCGAACUUUGGCUAAGCGAAGAUCAUCUGGAUUUUUAAGAUCACAUGUACAACAGGACACCCAUGUACAACACCAUACUCCGACACACGGCCAUAACCACCAUGAACACACUGAUUGCAACGGACACGAUCAUGAUCAUCACGAUCACCAUAAUCAUGUGCAUAAUGAUCAUGACCACGAUCAUUCUCAUCCUCAUCCUCACCAGGACCAUUCUCACAGUCACACACACCAGAGUCAUGAUCAUGACCAUGACCAUUCUAACGAUCACGAUGACCACGGACAUGGAAAUGAUCAUGCACACAGUCAUAACAUGCGUGGAGUCUUCUUGCACGUAAUGGCAGAUACAUUAGGCAGCGUGGGAGUGAUCAUCUCGACUAUAUUGAUAAAAUUCACAGGCUGGACGGGAUUCGAUCCCAUCGCAAGUUUGUUUAUCGCUAUCUUGAUUAUGGCCAGUGUAAUUCCUUUAGUCAUCGAUUCAGGAAAAGUAUUGUGUUUGGAUGUUGGUUCGCAUAAAGAAGAAGAAAUCAGAAAUGCAUUAUCAGAGUUAAAUACAGUUGAAGGAGUAGCGAAUUACGCUUCACCUAGAUUUUGGCCAAGAUGCGAAGGUGAAUUAAUUGGAUCAAUUCAUAUUCAACUAUCACCUUCACCUUCAUCUUUUGAUCCAACCAGAUUCUCAACCCCUUAUCUGAAUAGACAGCAGAAGUCAGGAGAUACAAUCUAUGUGAAUUCAGAUAAAGUUAUAGCUAGAGUCGAAAAAACAUUGAAGAAAAGAAUAAAAGGUUUGACUGAAUUGAUAGUUCAGAUUGAAGGAAGUGAAGAAAAAGGUUUUUGUACUUGCAUGACUGGAAGGUAG
Messenger RNA from Kwoniella shivajii, 2529 nucleotides. RefSeq lists its product as uncharacterized. Gene Ontology annotation, molecular function: zinc ion transmembrane transporter activity. The transcript has 14 exons. The record is from RefSeq and is a predicted model, not a curated record. Gene Ontology annotation, biological process: zinc ion import into Golgi lumen; intracellular zinc ion homeostasis. The coding region runs from base 1 to 2529 and encodes 842 amino acids. Lineage: Eukaryota; Fungi; Basidiomycota; Tremellomycetes; Tremellales; Cryptococcaceae. Gene Ontology annotation, cellular component: Golgi apparatus; cytoplasmic vesicle; membrane.